AUGCCUUGGGAGCUCAUCAAGUUGAACGACGGGACCAGCAUUCCCAGUGUUGCGUUCGGGACGUGGACCCUCGGUGGUGGAACGCAGGCUACGGACUUCGUUGACCAGGCUAUCUCAGUCGGCUUCUCCCACAUUGACACCGCGCAGGCGUACAGGAACGAAGAAGAGGCGGGCAAGGCGAUCAAGGAGAGCGGCCUCCCGCGCAAGGACCUCUACAUCACCACCAAGUUCUCUGGGCGCGACGGCCUCGACAUCGAGACCUCCAUCCAGAACAGCCUCAAAUUCCUUGGCGUCGAUUAUGUGGACCUGUACCUAAUCCACCACCCGCGUCUCGCCACCCCAGACAUCCCCACGGCAUGGGCGAAGAUGGAGAAGCUGAAGCAGGACGGCCUCGUAAAGAGCAUCGGCGUCAGCAACUUCGGUGUCCCUGAGCUCCAGAUCCUCCUCGACUCCGCGAAAGUCAAGCCUGUUGCGAACCAGAUCCUGCUGCACCCCUACGUGCACGCGCAGCAGCUCCCGAUCAUCACCUUCGGAAACGCGCACGGCAUCGUGAGCGAGGCGUACAGCGUGCUCAUCCCGCUCACGCACCAGCCCGGCGGACCCGUCGACAAGCCCGUCGGCGCGAUUGCCACGCGCCUCAGCGUGAAGCCCGAGCAGGUGCUCCUCGCGUGGGCGAAGGCGAAGGGCGUCGUCGUCGUGACCUCGAGCACGAAGAAGGAGCGCCUGGAGGGGUACCUUGCUGCGGGCGACAUCGAGUUGACACCUGCGGACAUCGUUGCUAUCGACGUUGCGGGCGCGGCUGGGGCGCGACAGUUGACCGUGCGCACCUUCGUGAAUCGUGUCGCCGUAGUGACCCUCGCUACCGCACUCGCGUUCGCGGUGUGCGGGUACAUGGGCGUCGACCUGAUUUGA
Messenger RNA from Trametes versicolor FP-101664 SS1, 912 nucleotides. Its product is annotated as Aldo/keto reductase. The transcript is spliced from 7 exons. Gene Ontology annotation, molecular function: oxidoreductase activity, acting on NAD(P)H as acceptor. Lineage: Eukaryota; Fungi; Basidiomycota; Agaricomycetes; Polyporales; Polyporaceae. The coding region runs from base 1 to 912 and encodes 303 amino acids. The record is from RefSeq and is a predicted model, not a curated record.